AUGAGCCCUUGGGAAGAACCCUUGUACAUCAUGGAUGAAGCCAACUUAGGCUCAGUUUGUUUAUAUUGCAAUAUAGCGCAUGCGUGCUGGACUGCUGGUGUGAACGCGUGUGCGCGUAAUGGCGGACGGCAGCAAAAAGUUGUUUGGCUUUCACAUCGAAGGAAAAUACGUCCAAAGAAAUUUUCCACUGAUGAUGAGCAGGAAGAAGUGCUGUCAUCAUCAGAAGAUGAUUUUCCAAAAAACAAGAAACCCCUACCUAGACCAAAACCAAUAAUACGGAAGUCUAUUACAAACAUAUUAUCUGAUUAUUCUGGCCCAAUUCAAACUUUUCCAUUAGCUUCAGCUGGACAAUCGCAAAGGUCGUUUGAGGAUAGUGAUUCUACAAAUCAACUUUAUUAUUUGCCACCUCAACAUUCAGCAAAAGAUACUCAAUUGACUAAAUCUUCAGGACAAAUUAUUAGAGGUUCUGCGUCAAAUCAGUCAUUUUGCCAGGCUGCUGUUUCGAACUCGUCACCAUAUAAUCCGUCAACUAGUAAAGCAACUGAUGUACAGAGCAACAUCAGAGCUGUAGUGGAAAGUAAUGGAGCAAACACUCAAGAUGAUGUAAUCACUUUAUUGAAGACCAUUAGAGAACAGAACAAUCAAAUUUUGCAGUGGAUCCGAAAACAAGAUCGCAGUGGCAAUCACGCCAGUAAUACAGAUUUACCAGAUGAUAUAGGCGUACAGUUUCCUUUGAAUUCUCAAGAGGAUAUUACCAAAUUGGAAACAUACCUGAGUGAAAAAAAUAAUUGCCUGGCUUUGUCGGCAUAUCUAUCGACUUUUGGACGGAGAGAUUUUACUGGACAUACAAACCGCAUUUUAAAUUUUUUGUUCACCUAUUCUCUUGCAACUAAUUGGAAUUUUUGUGGCAAACGAGGUGAGAAAAAGGCUUUUAAAAACUUAAACGUAAAGGAUGUGAUUAUUGGUGCUGUAAGAAAAAGCUCCCCUCUAGUCAGUCAGAAAGAAAUAGAAGAUACCAUCAAGGUGUGGUUGAAACAUGCACCAGAGAAAUUGAAAAAGCAGCAGCAUGGCAACCCGUAAGAAAAAAAGUGUUGUUAGUCAAAGACAACUCUACAGAAGGGUGGCAGAAGCAAAUUUAGCACCUGUGAGUCAGAAUUGUUAUAAUACAUCUUUAAUAGUUAAUAAUGAUUCCAAUGAAUCAUCAAAUUCCAUUUUUUUUGCUGAUUCAAUGUGUGAAAGUGAAAAUGACACCUGUUCCUCAAGAGAUUUAGAUUUUAAUGUAAACUCGCCUAAUGAAAAUUUGCUCUUCAAUGAUGCGACGUUAUACAACCAUUUGACUUCCUA
Messenger RNA from Diorhabda carinulata, 1344 nucleotides. RefSeq lists its product as uncharacterized. Lineage: Eukaryota; Metazoa; Arthropoda; Insecta; Coleoptera; Chrysomelidae. The record is from RefSeq and is a predicted model, not a curated record. The transcript has 7 exons. Bases 1 to 1080 code for a protein of 359 amino acids.